This is a messenger RNA of Rhagoletis pomonella (apple maggot), 2015 nucleotides long. RefSeq names its product POC1 centriolar protein homolog. The record is from RefSeq and is a predicted model, not a curated record. Bases 259 to 1575 code for a protein of 438 amino acids. Gene Ontology annotation, molecular function: protein binding. The transcript has 3 exons. Lineage: Eukaryota; Metazoa; Arthropoda; Insecta; Diptera; Tephritidae.
AGUGAUUUUACACAGCAAGACAUGUCAUGCCAUAUAAAUUGCUCACAGCAUCAAUACCAAGCUAGAAAUUGCACCACAUUUUUUUGCUCGUACUGUCUGCAUAUCUACUCGUUAUAACUUUUGUUUUGACAACGAGAGCUGUUGAAUUUUUAAAAAUUGCCGUCCGAAAGAAAUAAGCUGCAUUUUCGCCUUUUCCAGAAUUAUUUCACUACUGCUGAAAGUUUUAAAGGGAAUUUCGCCUAUAUACAAGCUAUUAAUAUGUUAGACGAAGAAUUAUUUGCGGAACCUUGUUUGGAGCGCCAUUUCGCCGGGCAUUGCUCUGGUAUUACGCAGGUGCGGUUUAGUCCGUGCGGCCAACGUUUGGCUACCAGCUCCUUAGAUAUUUCCGUGAUUUUGUGGGAUCUAAAGCAAGCUGCGCGUUGUAUCCGUUUUAGUGCGCAUUCAGGAGCUGUGGAUUGCGUAAGCUGGUCUCCAAAAUCAAAUUUAGUGGCUUCGGCGAGUAAAGAUCGCACUGUGAAGAUUUGGGAACCGAAAAUACGCGGCGUUUCUGGUGAAUUUUUGGCACAUAGCAAGGCGGUUCAAAGUGUAGAUUUUGAUCCCAGCGGAACGAUGCUAAUUACAGCAUCAGACGACAAAACGCUAAAACUCUGGAAAGUCGCCCAACGCAAAUUCCUAACAUCUUUCACUGGACAUACAAAUUGGGUGCGUGCAGCAAAAUUCAGCCCUAAUGGCCAGUUAAUUGCAUCGUGCGGCGACGAUAAGUCGUUAAGAAUUUUCGAUACAUCUUCAGGCGAAUGUGUGCGAACGUUCACCGAGGAAAGAGGUAUGGGACGACAGCUGGCAUGGCAUCCAGACGGUAAUCUGGUGGCUUUAGCAUUAAGUUGUAACCGCGUUAAGAUAUUUGACAUAGCCGAAGGCGAGCUGAUACAAUUGUAUCAAGUACAUUCGGCGCCGGUGAAUGAUGUUGCAUUUCACCCAAGUGGAAAUUUCUUGUUGACUGGCGGCGAUGACGAUACAAUAAGAUUGCUCGAUUUAUUAGAAGGUCGACCAAUUUAUACACUAACUGGCCAUACUGACAAAGUUUGUGCCGUCGCUUUCUCUCCAGAUGGUAGACAUUUUGCUUCCGCGGGCGAGGAUCGACAGUUGCUCGUUUGGAAAUCUAAUUUACAUACAUUUGAUGCCAAUAGCUUUCGCAACAAACAAGCCAGUUCUCAAAGAGUCCAAAUAGAUUUUAGUCAUGCAACAGCUCCACAUAACUCCGCCAUAGACACACCAGCUGCUGGGGCACCAAAAGGCUGUAAUGACAGUAUUUUAAUUGACCCACGACAAUCGGUGGCAUAUGGAAUGCGUGAUGAAAAUUUUCAGGUGCUUGAUAGCCAAUAUACUACAAGAGAGCCAUCUCCAAGCAGCUUCACCACACCACACCAUCAACAACACGAGUCGUUAGAUAAAAUAGGAACAAACGCUUCUGCUGAAAGCAUCAGUAACAAAAGCAACAGCAGUACCUCGUUUCUACACAUGCCAAACAAAAGUAACAACAGCGUUGGCCAGAGAACACCAAGCAAAUAUUUUUAAUUUUCAUUUUUGCUUAUCUUAAGAUUUUUUUCGCUUAACUGCUUGGAAUGCUGCUGAUGGUAUUGCCUCUUUGUCGGACUUAAAAAAAUGAAGAAUAAAACCAUUUGUGUUAAAGAAUGGAAUUUAUACCGAUAUCUUCAUUUAUUUAUACCAUAUUUAUUAAUUUGUUGCCGUGUCCGAAAUCUCUUUUUGACACACAUUUUUUAGCAUUUCUACUAUACUUACAAAUAAAAUCUAGUUUAUAAAAUCAAAUUGAAAUCUGUUUCAUUUAUACUCAUAGAUAUUAAACUUUGAAAUGUUGCGGUGUGUUUCGACGCAAACAUCAAGUAAAGGCGAUUUGGAGUUAGAAUUAAGCGCAAUACAGACACAAUUGGCGGAAAUUGUUACUACGUUGCAACAGCUACAGCAAAGAAUAAUAUUCAUAGAAAAUGCAUUGUUUG